UGGCCCUAGCCACGCCCACACCGGUGGGCCAAUUGGCUCCAGCGUAAAGGCCAGCCUUGGUGCGUCACAAUUAAUGCGCAGACGCAGGCUGCAUCCCUAGACUGAGAACUACAGCCGGAAAUGAAUUAAUGCGCCUGCGCAUGCCCUAUCUCCACUCUGGAGACGUGUACUAUAUCUUUAUUUCCGCCCUGCGAUUGUUGACGCCUACUGUUGCUCUGGCGACGAGAUUUGUGACAGGAACAGGGGGAGAGGUUUAACCACGGACAGAGACGCGUAUCAGAGAGUUCCGGCUCUCUUUGAUCCCCUGUCCUCAGUGGCCAAGCUUGGGAAUCUGCUUAGAGGCCAAGCUGGCGGUCCAGGGAUUUAACCUGCCUGGCCCUAAUUCUCUUAAAAGCUCUGUCUUCAGAUGCCUGUGGCCGAUCAUUAGAGCAGGUCAAGUUCCUCCGCAGUGAGAACUAUGCUUAUACGGGGCAAGCGCCAGUUUACACUGGCGGGGGAGGGUUGACCUCUACAGGAUCCCGAACUGGAAGGCUGGAUCUGGCCCCUUCGAAGAACCUAAGCCAGCAGGCCCCAGGGCUGGCUGAGUAGCUGGCUCCCCACUUGGCGCCCCACUUCCAUGUCUCAGCUGAAGAAUGUGGAAGCCAGGAUCCUCCAGUGUCUCCAGAACAAGUUCCUGGCCCGUUAUGUAUCCCUCCCAAACCAGAACAAGAUCUGGACGGUGACUGUGAGCCCAGAGCAAAAGGACCGCACCCCUCUGGUGAUGGUACAUGGCUUUGGGGGCGGCGUGGGCCUCUGGAUCCUCAACAUGGAUUCACUGAGUGCCCGCCGCACACUCCAUACCUUUGAUCUGCUUGGUUUUGGGCGAAGCUCAAGGCCAACGUUCCCAAGGGACCCAGAAGGAGCUGAAGAUGAAUUUGUGACUUCGAUAGAGACAUGGCGGGAGACCAUGGGAAUCCCCACCAUGAUCCUCCUGGGGCACAGUUUGGGAGGAUUCCUGGCCACUUCUUACUCUAUCAAGUACCCUGAAAGAGUUAAACAUCUUAUCCUGGUGGAUCCCUGGGGCUUUCCCCUACGACCAACUGACCCCAGUGAGAUCCGUGCACCUCCAACCUGGGUCAAGGCUGUGGCAUCUGUCCUGGGACGUUCCAAUCCACUGGCUGUUCUUCGAGUGGCUGGGCCUUGGGGGCCUGGGCUGGUACAGAGAUUCCGUCCAGACUUCAAGCGCAAGUUUGCAGACUUCUUUGAGGAUGAUACCAUCUCAGAAUACAUCUACCACUGCAAUGCACAGAAUCCCAGUGGGGAAACGGCAUUCAAAGCCAUGAUGGAGUCCUUCGGCUGGGCCCGGCGCCCCAUGUUGGAGCGAAUCCACUUAAUUCGAAAAGAUGUGCCCAUCACCAUGAUCUAUGGGGCCAACACCUGGAUAGAUACCAGCACAGGAAAAAAGGUGAAGAUGCAAAGGCCAGAUUCCUACGUCCGAGACAUGGAGAUCGAGGGUGCAUCGCACCACGUGUACGCUGACCAGCCACACAUCUUCAAUGCUGUGGUGGAAGAGAUCUGUAACUCGGUUGACUGAGAUGCUCUGAGAGGGAGAGGAGGAAGCCGGAGCUGCUGCCAUCUUUCUCCCUGUCUUAGUCAGAACCUCUGUCCUUUCCUCACCAACUAACAUGUGCCAGCCAGGCAGAGUCUUGGACUGUCCCCAAGAUAGGACCACAGUGAAAAAGAGCACUUCCAAUCCCAUGCUGAGGGCAAGAGGCAGAAUCCACCAGAGGCCUUGAACUCCCCACCCUGGGGAAAAGUAUAAAAGGGCUGCCUAGUACCGCCUGUUCUCUCCACACCAGGUGGUGACUAUGAGGAGACUGUGUGAACCAUGUCAUCUCCCUGCAUGGCCUUCCCUUCCUCUAGACAGAGGAGGGCUCCCAGCAGCCUUUCUAGUUUUGGAAUGUGUCUGAGAGUAGUUCCCACACAGGAACAUCUUUCUUCUUCAUCACUCCACACCUCCAACCAAGCUCAGUUUCCACUCACCCACCAGGAGCAGCUCUGUUCACUUGCACAACCACUUCCAUGACCUUGGAGGUCAUAUCCUAAGCUCUUAUUGGCAGACGAGGCAAGAGAUCAGGGCAGGAUACAGCACAUGAUGGGUUCCAGCAGAAUGGAGUCUAUAGCCCAGCAAGCUUUGCAUGCUAAGGUUCCAUGCAGACACCACUGCUGUGGAGCUGAUUUAAAGUUAACCUUGCUCCAUAUUCUAACCUGUUGUACAGGUACACUAUUAUCUUGUCCUGUGUCUCAAUCCUGGUUGCCUAAGAUGGGACACUUGAGUCUCUUCCUCUUGUUCCUCCCACUAUGAGGCUCUGAGCCUCUUCUGUGCCUUGGGCCCUAAAGCCCCACGUGUAGUAUAGAGCAAAGGUGACUGACUCCUGGUGGAGAAGGGAAAAGGCCCUUCUACCCUUGAGUCAUGUCUGGAUUCACAAAGUCCACAAGUAUCCGCAGCAUUUUCUACCUGGCCCUAGAGCUGAGCACCCCUCCCCAUGGCUCACUGAGGAGCUUUAAUUCAGCAGUUCUCUGUCCUUAUCAGCCACAGAAAUGCUUCCCACUGCCUGAACCUCUAUGCCUAUCAUCUGUCACCAUGGUCUCCACCUCACUCUGCUUCAAAAUUACCCACCAGCCCCCUCCAAUGACUCUCAUUCCAGGUCCUGCACUAAGGCUCUGGGUACUAGGCUGGGCCUGGCCCUGGAAGCCAUGCAGUUCCUGCCUCCUCCUCCACUUUUAUAAAGCCAACCCUUUCACCAGAAUAGUAUUAACUCCUGGUGCUUUUGUACUACUGGUCCAGCUGCCUCGGGCUCCUUUUCUAUAUUAAUAAAGAGUAAACACUGUCGGUGAUGACAACA
This is a messenger RNA of Arvicanthis niloticus (Nile rat), 2885 nucleotides long. It is a transcript of the gene Abhd4, whose product is annotated as abhydrolase domain containing 4, N-acyl phospholipase B. The record is from RefSeq and is a predicted model, not a curated record. Gene Ontology annotation, molecular function: lysophosphatidic acid acyltransferase activity; phosphatidylcholine lysophospholipase A1 activity. NCBI's taxonomy places the organism in Eukaryota, Metazoa, Chordata, Mammalia, Rodentia, Muridae. Gene Ontology annotation, cellular component: lipid droplet; mitochondrion. Gene Ontology annotation, biological process: phosphatidic acid biosynthetic process; lipid homeostasis.